Oncorhynchus nerka (sockeye salmon) is the source of this 4222-nucleotide messenger RNA. RefSeq names its product voltage-dependent L-type calcium channel subunit beta-2-like. NCBI's taxonomy places the organism in Eukaryota, Metazoa, Chordata, Actinopteri, Salmoniformes, Salmonidae. Gene Ontology annotation, cellular component: voltage-gated calcium channel complex. Gene Ontology annotation, biological process: calcium ion transmembrane transport. Gene Ontology annotation, molecular function: voltage-gated calcium channel activity; protein binding. The transcript is spliced from 14 exons. Bases 418 to 2631 code for a protein of 737 amino acids. The record is from RefSeq and is a predicted model, not a curated record.
GAGGGGAAAAACUGCCUGUGAGAUAACGUGGGAGUGAGGGGCAGAGAUUCGGUAAAGGAACUGAGCUUUUGAAUGACAUGCAGUCAUAUUUUAUUUGUGCACCAAAGCGGAGGAAACAAAUCCUUUAGGAAAAAGAUUUUUGCGCAAACUGCUCCUCCUUCCCAAGCCUACCCGAUUGUGGUCCGACUCAAACUUAAGACUGCAAAGCAGAGGCUGAGAAAAAUAGGAGCGAGUCACUUCACUUCUGCGCCACCAAAGUCUCUUUCACACAACUAUUUAUAUUCAUUUGGACGUUACUUCGUAUCAAACAAAAAAAUCGGCUCUACAUUUUGAAGAGAUCGGGGAGCCACGCAUGACCACCGACCCUUGAAAAAUUGUAUUUUCUAUCUCAACGAUAGACCGACGGUUGGAUGUCAAAUGGUCCAUAAUAACUUGCAAAAUACGCACUCACUUUUGGACAGACACAUGGAUUCGCUCGAAAACCCUGGACUACAAUCACAUGGAAAAGGAGCACGGAGAAAAGGCAGAUUCAAAGGAUCAGACGGCAGCACCUCUUCAGAUACAACAACCAACAGCUUUGUGCGACAGGGUUCGGCGGACUCCUACACCAGCCGUCCAUCAGACUCCGAUGUUUCCCUGGAGGAGGAUAAGGAGGCAGUGCGACGAGAGGCAGAGCGGCAGGCUCAGACACAGCUCGACAAGGCCAAGACUAAACCAGUUGCAUUUGCUGUCCGCACAAAUGUCAACUACUGCGCCACCAAUGAUGAUGGCGUCCCCGUGCCGGGCAUGGCCAUCUCCUUUGAGGCUAAAGACUUCCUCCACGUCAAAGAGAAAUUUAAUAAUGACUGGUGGAUAGGUCGUCUGGUGAAGGAAGGCUGUGAAAUCGGUUUCAUCCCCAGUCCUGUGAAGAUCGAGAACACUCGGGUACAACACGAGCAGAGAGCCAAACAGGGCAAGUUCCACUCCAGUAAAUCGGGUGCAAACUCCUCUACCAGUUUAGGUGAAGUGGUUCCUAACUCGCGGAAAUCCACCCCCCCUUCCUCUGCCGUUGACAUAGACGCCACAGGCUUAGACCCCGAGGACAAUGAGCUUCCAGUCCACCUUGGCUCCCCUAAAGUCAGUCAGCCAAACACUGUCAUGUCACCCACCCUAGCCAAAGACAAACGAAUGCCCUUCUUUAAGAAGACGGAACACAUUCCUCCAUACGACGUUGUGCCUUCCAUGCGACCUGUGGUCCUGGUUGGACCGUCACUGAAGGGCUACGAGGUGACAGAUAUGAUGCAAAAAGCACUGUUUGACUUUUUGAAACACAGAUUUGAGGGAAGAAUAUCAAUCACUCGAGUCACUGCAGACAUCUCUCUUGCCAAACGCUCCGUCCUCAACAACCCUAGUAAACACGCCAUCAUCGAGCGGUCCAACACACGCUCCAACCUUGUAGCUGAAGUGCAGAGUGAGAUAGAGCGUAUCUUUGAACUGGCCCGGACCUUACAGCUAGUGGUUCUGGACGCAGACACCAUCAACCACCCGGCCCAACUGGGCAAGACAUCCCUGGCUCCUAUCAUCGUCUACGUCAAGAUCUCCUCUCCCAAGGUUCUGCAGAGGCUCAUCAAGUCCAGAGGGAAGUCCCAGGCUAAGCACCUCAAUGUCCAGAUGGUUGCCGCAGACAAACUGGCCCAGUGCCCUGCCGAGAUGUUUGACAUCAUCCUGGAUGAGAACCAGCUGGAGGAUGCGUGUGAGCACAUGGCUGAUUACCUGGAGGCCUACUGGAAGAGCACCCACCCCGCCAGCUGCAACCCCCCCAACCCGCUGCUGGCCAAGCUGGCCACAGACGCCCUGCCCUCCAGCCCCGCUCCCGUCUCCAGCAUGCAGGGCAGCGGUGCAGAGGAGAAAGCAGGGGACAAGGCAGGACAAGGUGGGGAGAGGAAGGGCUCCAGAGAGGACCACCAGCACCACCAUCACCAUCACAGCCAGCAUCAGAGCCAGGAGCAGCCAGAUGUGGAGGGGGAGGAGGAGAGGGAGGAGGAGGAGAGGCCCCUAAGGACAGAUUCUUCCAGGAGACCCCAGCACGUCCACCACCGCUCCUCCUCCCAGCGAACUGAGCAGCACCACAACCACCACCACCAUCAUCGUGGUGGUGGUGGUGGCCGGGGCAAGGGUCUCUCCCGAGGGGAGACACAGGACUCCGAGACCCCCGAGAGCCGGGAGAGCAGAGAAAGCAGAGACUCAGCAUACAUAGAGCCCCUGUCGCAACUCCUACACCAGGAAGAGGAGGAUGAUUUUGGAGAGGAGUAUGACGAGGAGGGGCUUGGAGAGGGGGGGCACCCCCAGCAGCAGCAGGGGCGCUACGAGGCCCAGCCCCAACCCAGGGACCAUCAUCAUCACCACCACCACCAUCACCGCGCUGGUGAGGAGGCGGGCCACAGCACAAUAGGACACCACCGUUCUAAGGAGCGUAACGAGCAGGACCACAACGAGCGCAACAAGCCACGCAGUCACCACCAUCAACGACCGGCCCGCGACCACCACCACCACCAGUACUAUGACCGCGACCGGGACAGGGAGGGGGAGGUUGCCCCCAAAAAGAGGGGUGACACAGAGGACUGGGCCAGAGACCCCUAUAUUCACCAGUGACAGUGGUAGGACUUCCCUCUCUCUGAAACCGUUCUGUUGUCCCAUCUUGCUGCUACACCCGUUUAUGUAUGCUUCCUUUGUAAAGGCCGUUGCAUCCUUAGCAAUGGCAGUAUUUUUAUUAUAUAUAGUAAAUAAAUAUAUAUAUAUGUGUGUGUGUGUGUGUGUAUCGAUACAUAGACAUUUUCGUUUAUGUGUGGAUAUGCAUGGAUCUUCUCAAAUAUGCAUAUUUUAAACCUGUGUUUGAUGAAGCAUGACACAACAGCAGAAUUAUCUUCUGUACUGUACUGCUUUCUGUGACUAGCAUUUAAAAAAUAUUUGUCAGGGUUUUUUUAUUUAUUUUUUGUAUGUUGCCACAUAAAAGAAGAAUUUGUUCAUUCAGACUACUGUUAGCAAUGACUGAGAAGUGGGAAACCAUGUAACUGGGUUAAAUGCUAUAUAUUUGCAAUUGUUUUUGUUUAAUUUAAUUGUUCCUGUUUUCUUGCUUGCGUUUAAAAAAUGUUUUUGCAUUGUUCAUUUUCGGUGUUUGGUCCUCUGAUGUUGAUGCUGCCUCUCCAUUGGGGCACACCUUAGUCUGGCCUUACAAGACAAAAAGAAUAGUGACAUUACAGUACUGUUGUUCAAUUUAUAAAGGGUCCAGAAACAUUUUGUAACAUUGAUACACACUCUGUUCAGCACUUUUAGUACAACAUACUGUAGACUGAAUCACAUUGUUGGUGUCAGGUGUACAACUAUUUUAUAUUUUAGAGUAGAGUUAUUGGGUAAAAUCAAUCCACUUUAUUCCAUGAUGGUAUGUCUUUUUAAGUGAAACCCUUUCUUAUGGACAGUUCCAUGCACUUAGUACAGUCCAAUUAGCUAUAAAUGUGCGUUAUGAGAUACCCCAAAAAUAUUUCCUUGAAUUAUAUUUAUUUUCGAUCUCUAAUUGAAAAUCAAUCACAACCACUGAGUGAAAUCAACUGGAUGCUAAAGGUUAGCCUUUCUGCUAGGCUAUGGUGCUCAAGAACAGUUUUAAUAACCUAGUUAUAACAUAGCUCCAGUCCAGGGCGUUACAUGUGGCUUUCUAAUGCUGAGCCUCAGUGUCGGCAAGCCCCACAUAACGCACUGGACAAGAGCUAGUUAUAAAGUUUGCAUUGAUGAUGAGGUUAGGGUCCUUACUUGAGGAAAUGUGAUUUAGGUGAAUGUCUGAGUUAUAAGAAGUAGAUCCCUAGUGAGGUUUCUUAGUUCAGGCUGCUCUCUGUAAGGAGGUUAGGGGUAUGUGCCCCAAAUGUCACCCUGUUCCCUAUAUAUAUUGCACUACUUUUGACCAGGGCCCAUAGAGAUCUACUCAAAAGUUGUGCACUAUUUAGGGAAUAGGGUACAAUUUGAGAUGCAGCCGAGGUCACAUACUCUGGCCCUCUGUUUACAUUACCACCAACCAGCCAGUCCCCUAGAACAAUUUUCAUUUUUUAGUUGUAUUUUUGCCUAAAAUAUUAUGAUUAUCAAUUUAUAUGCUACUCUAGUAGCACUACACAUUUUUAAGAGUGUACAUAUGUAUGUACAUAUGUAUAAAUACAAAAAAAUAAACUUGGCAACAAAGAAUUGAUGUACAAGAAUA